This is a messenger RNA of Quercus lobata, 1674 nucleotides long. RefSeq lists its product as uncharacterized. NCBI's taxonomy places the organism in Eukaryota, Viridiplantae, Streptophyta, Magnoliopsida, Fagales, Fagaceae. Gene Ontology annotation, biological process: DNA integration. The record is from RefSeq and is a predicted model, not a curated record. The transcript has 3 exons. Gene Ontology annotation, molecular function: nucleic acid binding. The coding region runs from base 1 to 1674 and encodes 557 amino acids.
AUGGUAAAAUUCACUCAUUUAGUUAUGCUUGUUGACAAAAUUUUGGCGCAGAUUAAAGAUGAGCACUACCUCAAAUGGCCAAGGCCAUUACAUUCAUCACCCAACGUGCGUGAUAAGACGAAGUAUUGCCGUUUCCACAUGGAUCACGGCUAUUACACAGAAGAUUACAAAGACUUGAAGGAGCAGAUAGAGGAGCUCAUACAAAAAGGGAAAUCGCAGAGAUUUGUGAAAAAGGGGGAGCAUAGUAGGUCUAGAGACGAUGACAAGGACAAGCGUGAAGCAUCACCAAGGGAUGAGGACCGUACACCCCAACGUCCAUUAAGCGUGAUCGGGAAGAUAAAAACGAUCACAGGCGAACCAUCCACAAGAGGGUCAUUCAAGUCCUUCAAGAAGUCAUAUCAGAGGCAGGAGUUUGAUAAGGUGGAAUUCGCACAGAUCCCUAAGAGCCAAAACAUGAUAGCAGAUGAAAUUGCAAAGCUAGCAUCGUUAGAGGAAGGAUCAACGAGCAUGGGCUCAGAGAUGGAAAUCCAUAAAUGUCCUAACAUUGAAGAAAUCUCUACAUUUGCAAUCCAGAGCACAGGAAGCUGGAUGACCCUGAUCAUAUCAUUCCUCCAAGAUGGACACCUUCCACAAGACGUCGAGAAGGCCAGGAAAGUCAAGAAGAGAGCAGCCAGAUUCACGAUCCUAAACGACAUGCUGUACAAGAGAGGCUUUUCCAUGCCCUACCUGAAGUGCGUAGACGAAGAGGAAGCCAAGUAUAUUCUAGAAGAGAUUCAUGAAAGAGUUUGCGGGGACCAUGCAGGCCCCAGAUCCUUGCCAUUUGCACAAUGGAGAAUCGACAUCGUCAGCCCAUUGCCCCAAGGUAAAGGACAGGUGAAGUUCCUACUAGUUGCUAUUGAUUACUUCACAAAAUGGGUUGAAGUGGAGACAUUAGAAACUAUCAUUGAAGCAAGAAUCCAGAACUUCGUAUCGAAGAACAUAAUUUGCAAGUUCGGAAUUACACGGACGAUCAUAUUAGAUAAUGGGCGGCAGUUUGACAGCCAAGGCUUCAAGGAUUUCUAUUUAAGUAUAGGGAUCAAGAACCAAUUCUCAUCUCUAGGACAUCCACAAGCAAACGGACAGACGAAAGUGACUAAUCAGACACUACUCAAAAUUAUCAAAGCCAGGUUGGAUGACGCAAAGGGGGCCUGGCCAGAAGAAUUGCCUAAUGUCUUGUGGGCUUAUAGGACUAUAGCAAGAACCUCAACAGGAGAAACCCCCUCCAAACUCACUUAUGGCUCCGAGGCAAUGAUCCUGGUCGAGGUAGGAAUAACCAGCAUUAGACGAGAGAUGUUCCACGAGGAGAGCAAUGACGAUCAGCUAAAGGUCAACCUGGACUACUUGGACAAGGUCAGAGAUAGAGCUUCUAACAAGAUGACGAAGUACCAGCAGAAGAUGGCCGAAUACUACAACAAGAGAGUGAAGCUCAAACGACUUGACAUAGGGGACCUUGUCCUAAGCAAAGUCACCCUAGCAACCAAAGAGGCUGUCCAAGGGAAACUGGGCCCUACAUGGGAAGGACCAUAUCGGGUCGUCCAUUACUCUAAACAAGGUAGUUAUCACCUGAAGACCAUAGACGGACAGAGGCUCCCACGACCAUGGAACAUUGAGCACUUGAAGAAGUACCACAAAUAG